Messenger RNA from Xiphias gladius (swordfish), 4533 nucleotides. RefSeq names its product NLR family CARD domain-containing protein 3-like. The record is from RefSeq and is a predicted model, not a curated record. Gene Ontology annotation, molecular function: protein binding. NCBI's taxonomy places the organism in Eukaryota, Metazoa, Chordata, Actinopteri, Istiophoriformes, Xiphiidae. Bases 312 to 3620 code for a protein of 1102 amino acids. The transcript is spliced from 9 exons.
AAAAAAAAGGCUGAAGGUAACUCAAGCUUAUUCGGAGCUUUUCUGGUGAUCAGUGGGUGUUGAUCCUGACAGAUGAACUGAUAAGUUAAAUGAGUGAAAUGAAAUAAAUUAAAGGAGUGGAGCAGAAUACUUUUCUUGUUGAUUUCUAGAGGACAAAAAAGUUUAUUUUCCUCCCUGGCGGUCUUUUUCUCCGCUAACAGCGGUCCAUUGGUAGGGACCUAAACCUGAAACCAGCUGUGUGAAUCAGAAUCAAGCUGUCACGCGCAUUAAAAUGUAUUCAUGCUCUAACUGGCAUUGGCCCAGGUUAUAAGAUGCGGUGUGUUUCUGUCAGGAUUCAGCGGGAGACAAGAGACUCCCCUGUACCCAGCUGUGUGUCCCUGAAGAGUGAUCGCUCUAAAGGUUCCCCUCUUAACUUCAGAGAUGGACGCCACUCGUUUGAAAGAAGGUUUUCGCGUGAGAAACCAGACUCCCCUGUACCCAGCGUCCUCUCCAUGAAGAGUGACUGGUCAUUAGGUCACCCAGUUAACUUCAGAGACGGAGUUGACCAGGAGAGGUCAGAGAUCCCCAGUGGUCAGUCUGUCCAGGAGCGUCAGACAGACCCGGAUACCAUAUUUACGGGUCUUGAAGAGAACAUUGUCGCUUUUGUGAAGAGAGAGCUGAAGAGGCUCCUGAAGGUUUUAGAUCCAGGUUACUCAGACAGCUCGGAGAGGCAGAGGGAGGACGAGGAGGUGUUGGACGGUGAGGACGAGGAGCAGAGGAGGAGCAGCAGAGAGGCAUUUCUGAAGAUCACACUGAACUUCCUGAGGAGAAUGAGGCAGGGGGAGCUGGCUGACUCUCUGCAGAGCAAAAUGGUUGCUCCACCAUGCCAGAGAAAACUGAAAUCUUCCUUGAAGGAGAAGUUCCAGUGUGUGUUCGAGGGGGUCUCUAAAGCAGGAAACCCAGCUCUUCUGAAUCAGAUCUACACGGAGCUCUACGUCACAGAGGGAGGGACUGGAGGGGUCAAUGAAGAACAUGAGGUCAGGCAGAUUGAAACGGCAUCCAGGAAACCAGCCAGACCGGAGACAACAAUCAGACAGGAAGACUUCUUUAAACCCUUACCUGGAAGAAGUCGACCAAUCAGAACAGUGGUGACGAAGGGAGUGGCCGGCAUUGGGAAAACAGUCCUAACACAGAAGUUCACUCUGGACUGGGCUGAAGGCAAAGCCAACCAGGACAUACAGUUCACGUUUCCGUUCACCUUCAGAGAGCUGAAUGUGCUGAAAGAGAAAAAGUUCAGCUUGGUGGAACUGGUUCAUCACUUCUUCAUUGAAACCAAAGAAGCGGGAAUCCGCAGGUUUGACGCGUUCCAGGUUGCGUUCAUCUUUGACGGUCUGGACGAGUGUCGACUUCCUCUGGACUUCCACAACGCCGAGAUCCUGACUGAUGUCACAGAGCCCACCUCAGUGGACGUGCUGCUGACGAACCUCAUCAGGGGGAGACUGCUUCCCUCCGCUCGCAUCUGGAUAACCACACGACCUGCAGCGGCCAAUCAGAUCCCUCCCGAGUGUGUCGACAUGGUGACAGAGGUCAGAGGGUUCACUGACCCACAGAAGGUGGAGUACUUCAGGAAGAGAUUCAGAGAUGAGGAGCAGGCCAGCAGGAUCAUCUCCCACAUCAAGACAUCCCGAAGCCUCCACAUCAUGUGCCACAUCCCGGUCUUCUGCUGGAUCACCGCUACAGUUCUGGAGGAUGUGUUGAAAACCCGGGAGGGAGGAGGGCUGCCCAAGACCCUGACUGAGAUGUACAUCCACUUCCUGGUGGUUCAGCUAAAACUGAAGAAAGUCAAGUAUAAUGAAGGAGCGCAGACAGAUCCACACUGGAGUCCAGAGAGCAGGGAGAUGAUUGAGUCUCUGGGAAAACUGGCUUUUGAGCAGCUGCAGAAAGGAAACCUGAUCUUCUACGAACCGGACCUGACAGGGUGUGGCAUCGAUAUCAGAGCAGCCUCAGUUUACUCAGGAGUGUUCACACAGAUCUUCAAAGAGGAGAGAGGGCUGUACCAGGACAAUGUCUUCUGCUUCGUCCAUCUGAGUGUUCAGGAGUUUCUGGCUGCUCUUCAUGUCCAUCUGACCUUCAUCAACUCUGGAGUCAAUCUGCUGUCAGACAAGAAAUCGACCUCCCAGACGUCUGAAACAUUAACAAGCAAAUCCGAAUUCUUCUACCAAAGCGCUGUGGACAAGGCCCUACGGAGUCCAAAUGGACACCUGGACUUGUUCCUCCGCUUCUUCCUGGGUUUUUCGCAGCAGACCAAUCAGACUCUCCUACGAGGCCUGCUGCCACAGACAGGAAGUGGCUCACUGACCAAUCAGGAAACCGUCCAGUACAUCAAGAAGAAGAUCGAAGAGACUCCUUCUGCAGAGAAAAGCAUCAAUCUGUUCCACUGUCUGAAUGAACUGAAUGAUGGUUUUCUAGUGACGAAGAUCCAGCAGUCCCUGAGUUCAGGAAGUCUCUCCACAGAUGAACUCUCUCCUGCUCAAUGGUCAGCUCUGGGCUUCAUCUUACUGUCGUCAGAAAAAGAUCUGGACGUGUUUGACCUGAAGAAAUACUCUGCUUCAGAGGAGGCUCUUCUGAGGCUGCUGCCAGUGGUCAAGGCCUCCAACAAAGCUCUGCUGAGCGGCUGUAACCUCACAGGGAGAAGCUGUGAAGCUCUGGCCUCAGUCCUCAGCUCCCAGUCCUGUAGUCUGAGAGAGCUGGACCUGAGUAACAACGACCUGCAGGAUUCAGGAGUGAAGCUGCUUUCUGCUGGACUGGAGAGUCCACACUGCAAAGUAGAAACUCUCAGGCUGUCAGGCUGUCUGGUCACAGACGAAGGCUGUGCUUCUCUGGCCUCAGCUCUGAGCUCCAACCCCUCCCAUCUGAGAGAGCUGGACCUGAGCUACAAUCAUCCAGGAGGCUCGGGACUGAAGCUGCUGUCUGCCGGACUGGAGGAUCCACGCUGGAGACUGGACACCCUAAGAGUGGACCACGGUGGAGCCCGGAGGUUGAAGCCAGGUCUGAGGAAGUAUGCCUGUGAACUCACAUUCGACCCAAACACAGCACACAGAAACCUCCGGCUGUCCGACGGUAACAGAAAGGUGGAAACGGUGAAAGAGCAGCAGCCCUAUCCCGGUCAUCCCGGGAGAUUCGACGACUGCCUUCAGCUGCUGUGUAGAGAUGCUCUCACUGGACGCCGUUACUGGGAGGCUGAGUGGAAGGGAAUGGUUUGUAUAGGAGUGACCUACAGAGCGAUCGGCAGGAAGGGAGACGGGGCUGACUGCUUACUUGGAGGGAAUGAUCAGUCCUGGAGUCUGUACUGCUCUGGGAAAACUUACUCUGUCCAUCACAACACCGAGAGAAUUGACAUACGUUCCCCAUCGUGCUUCUCCGACAGGGUGGCAGUGUAUGUGGACUGGCCCUCGGGCACUGUGUCCUUCUACAGCGUCUCCCGGGACACGCGGACCCAUCUGCACACCUUCCACACCACGUUCACUGAACCCGUGUACCCGGCAUUUAGGGUUGGGUUUCAUUUGAGGUUAUUUGGUUCUUCGGUCUCUCUGGGUGAGCUGCGGGAGAGAGACCCGCCCCCCCGGUCGAAGAAACAUUGAGACCCGGGGCGAAAGAUGAAUCUGGAGACACACGUGACAAAUCAUUUUACCAAACAGGAGGGAAACAGUGCGUUUGUUGGGCGCUGUUGUACAUCAGCGGAUUAAUCCACAUUUGGUGCUGUAGUGAGCAUUUGGGGCAUCAGGACGGUGUGUGUGUGUGACUCCAGUGAAACUACAGUGUGUGUGUGUGUUCGUGUUCAUGGUGAUGGAGGAACAUGUCACCCAGUGCAAGAGUGUGGCUGAAUGAUGGGUUUUUAAUAGUUUCUAGAAACAGUGGAGCUCUAUGGCUGAGAGGAACCGGAUACAUCAGACUGUGAUACACACACACACACACACACACACACACACACACACACACACACAGUACUCGUUAAUAGGAGACAUUGAGUGUCGGUUGACUUAUUCUUUAAGGUAAAUAUAAAAACACUUAUGUCAGUGGAUGGUUUCUCUUCUAUAAACUAGAAUGUGAAGGCUUUUGUGACGAUAGCGGAGCUCUACUGACAUACUGGCUCCUGCGUUUAUGUUUUCUGAACCAACCGUCUGCCAACGUUCGUAACGUGUGUGUGACUCGUAGGAGUGCCUGUUGUAACAGGUGAGCCUGUUUUUAACUCUGGCCCGAGCCUCGCCCUGGCCUGACGCGGGCCAUCCAGCUCUACUUCUGCUACGGUUGAACUUUUGUCUGUGAUCUUUGUUUAAAGAGACAACAGAACUGUAGAACCAAUGUUGCCAAAUCAAUGACUAAUGCUGAAUUUCAGGUUUGUAAAUAAAAAAGGGCUACGCCUGCAUAAGAUCUGUGUGGAGGUCUGAGUCUUUGUCGCAGGUAUUUGGUUUAGAUUUAAAUUUGCAGGAGAAAGUAAUAAAAUUUGCACAAAAAAAGUUAUAAAUCAAACUAUUAAAUAAAAUCCUUGUUUGA